This is a messenger RNA of Melitaea cinxia (Glanville fritillary), 1316 nucleotides long. It is a transcript of the gene Psat1, whose product is annotated as probable phosphoserine aminotransferase. NCBI's taxonomy places the organism in Eukaryota, Metazoa, Arthropoda, Insecta, Lepidoptera, Nymphalidae. Gene Ontology annotation, molecular function: pyridoxal phosphate binding; O-phospho-L-serine:2-oxoglutarate transaminase activity. Gene Ontology annotation, cellular component: cytoplasm. Bases 74 to 1165 code for a protein of 363 amino acids. The record is from RefSeq and is a predicted model, not a curated record. The transcript has 8 exons. Gene Ontology annotation, biological process: L-serine biosynthetic process.
CGAACACCAGUUGUUUGUGAUAACUUGUGCAGUGAACUUGUGUCGUUUAUUUUACAAUCAUUAUUUUAAAGUCAUGCCUAAAAUCCUUAACUUUGGUGCUGGACCGGCUAAACUACCAGAAGAAGUGUACGACAUAUUAAAAAAUGAAUUAAAUGACUUCGAUGGAACGGGAAUUAGCUUAUUGGAGACAAGUCACCGUUCUGGAACAUAUUUGAAGCUGAAUAAAGAUGUUCAAAGUGUCGUGAGAAGAUUAUUAAAUGUCCCAGACAAUUAUAAAAUUCUUUUCUUAUCGGGCGGUGGUCAAGGUCAAUUUGCAGCAGUGCCGUUAAACUUGAUAUCUAGAACUGGGUCGGCGGACUAUGUAGUGACAGGUGCGUGGUCUGCAAAAGCAGCAAAGGAAGCAAAGAAAUACGGAAAAGUUAACUUAGUAUUGCCACCUACAGACCGUUAUGAAGGCAUACCUGACCAAUCUACAUGGAAACUCGACCCUAACGCCUCAUACGUACACAUUUGUACAAAUGAGACUAUUCACGGUGUUGAAUUCGAUUUUAUACCAGAUACAAAAGGCGUACCUUUAGUUGCCGACAUGUCUUCAAACUUUAUGUCUAAGAAAAUUGACGUGUCCAAGUUCGGAGUUAUCUACGGCGGGGCCCAAAAGAACAUCGGAACUGCUGGAGUUGCUCUUGUUAUCGUUAGAGAAGACCUCCUUAACCAAGCACUUCCGAUUUGUCCUUCAAUUCUUGAUUGGACUGUUACCGCUAAAGCUGAUUCUAUACUCAAUACACCACCUAUGUUUGCGAUCCUAGUAAUGGGAAGAGUUCUACAAUGGAUCGAAAGACAGGGUGGCUUAGACAAAAUGGCCGAAUUGGCAACCAAGAAAUCUUCACUAAUUUACGACGUAAUAGAACAAUCAAACGGAUUUUACUAUGCGCCAGUUGCAAAGAACGCUAGGAGUAGAAUGAACAUUCCGUUUAGAAUUGGUAAUGCUGAUGAGGCUCUUGAGAAAGAGUUUUUGAAAGGCGCUGAAGCUUUAAAUCUCAUUCAGCUUAAAGGACACAGAGAUGUUGGUGGAAUACGUGCGUCGACGUACAAUGCGGUCACCAUUGAAGAAGUAGAAAUCUUAGUCAAAUACAUGAAGGAGUUUUAUAAGAAGCAUGCUAAGUAAAAGAAAUAGAUAUAUGAAAAAAUAAUCUACAUUAAAUCCAUAUUAUAAUUAUAAGUAAACAUUAUCAAUUUUAGUUAAGUUGUUAAAUCAGAUGUUAUAUUUUUUCUUUUAUACAUAUUUCAUUAGAUCAAUAAAUAUGUAAGGUAAUUUU